Messenger RNA from Syzygium oleosum, 2498 nucleotides. RefSeq lists its product as uncharacterized. The coding region runs from base 608 to 2329 and encodes 573 amino acids. Lineage: Eukaryota; Viridiplantae; Streptophyta; Magnoliopsida; Myrtales; Myrtaceae. The record is from RefSeq and is a predicted model, not a curated record. The transcript is spliced from 10 exons. Gene Ontology annotation, biological process: nucleobase-containing compound metabolic process. Gene Ontology annotation, molecular function: nucleic acid binding; 3'-5' exonuclease activity.
UGUACCUAAUUAAAAGAAAAAAAGUACUUUUCUGGUUUCCCGCCAAAACGUGAAAUACUAUUCAAAUUUGAGAAAAUUAUGAAAAAGUUGUAUGUGAAUCUACGUGUCGACAUUUAAGUUUUGUGAAAGUUUCAUGAGUUUUGAAUUUAUAAAAAGUUAAAGUGGGUGAGCUGCAAUAUUUAGAUUAAGCAAAAAUAAAAAUGUAGAAGUCAUUCCCAAUAUGCCCUAAGCUUGGACAGUUUUUACAGCUUUUUCUCCUAGUUCUCCCUAAGUUCCUCAAAGCCUGCUUGCACUUUCCCACCUUGGUUCAAUCGCGGAGGACUUCCAAUCCAAUUGCUAAAUUGGGUUCUUCGCUUUUCUUUCUCUAUAACUUGGUUGAAUUCUGGCUCUUUGGUCUUGGUGCAUAGAAAUGAACCCUCAGAUGAAGUUUCUUUUUUUGGAGAAUUGAGAGCAACUUUUUUUGUUGAAUGUUUCUGAGAGUACUUGGAGCGUGUCAUUUUUGGUUCUGGCUGCUUUGUCGUUCUGUAUGGAUGAUAAACAGGAUUCUUUAUGAUGCUUGUUAUCUCUAAACUAAUGUUUUUAUUCUUUGUGGGACAGUUCUGCUUCCAUGGGAUGGGACGAUAAAAUUGUCAAACAGCCGGAAGAGGAAACUCAUGAAUCAUGGACCCUAUCUCUUCACUCUCUGUCUGAUUUAUCCCACAUUUCGCCGAUAGUAUUCUUGUACCUCAUUAAAGAAUGUUAUGCUUCUGGUACCUUGAAGGCAACUAGAAAGUUCGGGGUACUUCAACAUCAAGUUCAUCAAGUAUUAAAUAAUAGGCCCCGACCUGGACCCGCUACUUUUGUCAUACACUGUCUCUAUGCACUACCCAUAUUUGACAUUCACUGUGAGGGAUUCAGUCACUUGAUAAUAUCUUCUCUCCGUCGUUUUCUGAAAGCUAACCUUGCGGACUCCUUGCAAGCAAAGGACUUAGCUGCACAUUUAUUUGUUGAUAUGGUUCAGGGAUAUGUAAAUCAUGAUGAGAGGAUACUUGUGAAGGUAGUAGAAGUGUUUGACGUGAGAGUGACAGACCUUGAGAACGUCAUAUGCCAACUUAAAGCUACAAACAUUAACUUUAGACCAAUCACUGCCCUAACAUUUCUUGAGCAAUAUAUUUUCAAGUUUAUAGAGUCUCAGUCCUAUAUGACAGCAGUCACUCUAUUGGAGCACUUUUCUAUUCGCCAAUCUGGGAAAUCCUUCCUUCUUGUCAUGAUGGAAAAGAAAGAAUUUAGGGCUGCAGAGAAGUGGGCCACAUUUAUGGGCAAGUCAAUGUUAUGUGUACUUGUCCAGGAAUAUGUAGACAGAAAAAUGCUGAAGUAUGCUUAUGUGACAAUAAAGAAAAACAAUCUCCAGCAAGAAUUUGCUGAUGUAUAUCAUCAAUGUAAAGAAAGUUCAAUGAAGCAGCUAGCAGAAAAAGGAUGCUGGGAUGUUGCUGAGUCAAAGGCAAAGGGUGAUAAACAGUUCAUUGAAUACCUGGUCUAUUUGGCAAUGGAAGCUGGUUACUCUGAAAAAAAUGAUGAAUUGUGUGAUCGAUACUCUCUUCAAGGUUUUCCAAAAGCCAAAGAAUUUGAUGCAACUCUUCUGCAUCGUAAGCACUAUUUGUGCCUCAAAGAACUGGGCAUUGAAGAUGUUUUUUGGGUUGAUCAAGUGGAUAGUUUGCAUACGGCAACAUGUUAUAUUGAAGAAUCUAAAGUUGUUGGUAUGGACUGUGAAUGGAAACCGAAUUAUGUAAAGGGCAGCAAGCCUAACAAGGUGUCCAUCAUGCAGAUUGCUUCCAGCAGAAGUGUUUUCAUCUUUGAUCUCAUAAAAUUGUCAGGGGAUGUGCCACAUAUUCUGGAUAACUGCCUGAGUCGUAUUUUACAGUCUCCAAGUAUUCUAAAGCUUGGCUAUAAUUUUCAGUGUGAAACGAAGCAACUCACCAGCUCCUAUGAAACAUUGGGGUGUUUUAACCAUUUUGAAAUGCUGUUGGACAUUCAGGAUGUAUUUAAAGAAUCCAGUGGUGGUCUCUCAGGGCUUGCUGAGGAAAUACUUGGUGCUGGUUUGAACAAGACAAGAAGGAAUAGCGACUGGGAGCAACGACCUUUGAGUCAAAAUCAGCUGGAAUAUGCCGCUCUUGAUGCUGCUGUUCUUGUGCACAUAUUUCAUCAUGUACGGGACCGAUCUCAGCAGGCUACUGCAGAUGGUAAUGACAAAAUUGAAUGGAAGUCUUCUAUAAUUUCGCACAUGGAUAAUGCCAAGACGACCAAAAAGAAUGUUCGGAAUAGAACAAAGUGCAUAGUGGAGAUUGACUAGCUCGACAAUCAAUUCAUGAACUGCCGGAGCUAUUGCUGUCAGGGGCGGUUUUUCUUAUGUAAAUAGCUUUUGCAUGUAAAGACUAGACAUCAUUACUUAGUGAUCCAAUUAACAAUUAUGAUGUGCAUAUGGGAAAAAUUCAUUGCCAAUGAGAGCUUCAGUUCCGUCU